This is a messenger RNA of Bactrocera dorsalis (oriental fruit fly), 636 nucleotides long. RefSeq lists its product as uncharacterized. The transcript has 3 exons. Lineage: Eukaryota; Metazoa; Arthropoda; Insecta; Diptera; Tephritidae. The record is from RefSeq and is a predicted model, not a curated record. Bases 86 to 616 code for a protein of 176 amino acids.
UUUUAUUUGCUUUCAGUAUUACAUUUUGAGACUUGUGCUAAUGUACAUACUUUGAAAGUUUCUACCGCACGUUAAUUUUAGCAAUAUGAAUUCAAGUUUAGGAAUAUAUUUCAUAGUGAUUUUUGUUACAUACUUUUUUAUAGCAGAAAGUUCAACGGAUUUUUCACGAGAUACAUAUCUGAAUGCUCUUCAGAGCUCUCAUCAAUCUAGUUCGGAUGGCAAUAUUGGAUACAAUUACAUACCUCCCACAAAUAAUAAUUUGCAGCCCUCAAAUGAAAUAUAUGGACCCCCAAGCUCAGUAUAUGGACCCCCUAUGUUUCAUCAACCUGUCAUUUAUCAACCUCGAGACCACUGGUUUUUAGAGAAAUUAAAGAAAAAAAUAAAUUUGUUUACAAUUGGAAAAAUAAUUUUGAAACUGCUGAUUUUUAAAAAAAUUAUCAAAUUUAUUGGAGUUAUUUGUUUGCUCCUAUUUCUUCCGAAAUUAAAACAUUUUCUAAAAGACGAUAUUUCUAUGGAUGAAACCAGUGGAGAAAGCAGAAGUAUUCGAACAGAGAAGGAUGCACUCGAGAAAAAUAUUGAAAAUCUGCAAAAUAUAAUUUUAAGAUCAAUAAAUUAGAACUAGCCUUUAUAAAUAUA